Chinchilla lanigera (long-tailed chinchilla) is the source of this 942-nucleotide messenger RNA. RefSeq names its product olfactory receptor 9A2. Gene Ontology annotation, biological process: G protein-coupled receptor signaling pathway. Gene Ontology annotation, molecular function: G protein-coupled receptor activity; olfactory receptor activity. Gene Ontology annotation, cellular component: membrane. The record is from RefSeq and is a predicted model, not a curated record. NCBI's taxonomy places the organism in Eukaryota, Metazoa, Chordata, Mammalia, Rodentia, Chinchillidae.
AUGGACAACCGCUCUAGUGCCACUGAAUUCUGCCUUCUGGGCUUCCCUGGGUCUCAAGAACUGCAUCACACUAUUUUUAUUAUAUUCUUUUUCUUUUAUUCAGUGACACUCCUGGGAAACACAGUGAUCAUCACAAUUGUCUGUGUUGAUAAACGUCUGCAGUCUCCCGUGUAUUUCUUCCUCGGCCAUCUCUCCUUCCUGGAGAUCCUGACCACAUCUGUAAUUGUUGCUGUGAUGCUUUGGGGUCUGCUGCUCAUGGAAACCCAGGCACUAUCUCUGAGUGGAUGUGUUGCCCAACUCUCCCUGUACCUCGCUCUGGGGACCACUGAGUUUGCAUUGCUUGCAGCGAUGGCUAUGGACCAUUACGUAGCUAUGUGUAAUACUUUGAGGAACAACAUCAUUAUGAACAACUGCACCUGCAUUUGGGUGGUCAUCAUGUCAUGGGCUUUUGGAUUCCUUUGUGAAAUCUAGCCAGUCUAUGCCACCUUUCAGUUUACUUUCUGCAAAUCAAAUCUAUUAAGCCAUUUUUACUGUGACUGAGGAUAAUUACUCAGAUUUUCAUGGGAUGAGGCUUUCUUCACAGAAUUCAUCCUUUUUUUAAUGGCUGUUUUUAUUGUCAUUGGUUCUCUGAUCCCUACAAUUGUCUCCUAUACCUUCAUCAUUUCCACCAUCCUCAAGGUCCCCUCAGCCUCCGGCCAGAGGAAAGCCUUCUCCACCUGUUCCACUCACUUCACAUUUGUUGUGAUCGGCUACGGCAGCUGCUUGUUUCUCUACGUGGAGCCCAAGCAAACACAGGCCGCUGAGCACAACAGGGUAGCGUCACUGCUGGCUUCUGUGUUGACCCCUUUCCUGAACCCUUUCAUCUUCACUGUCCGGAAUGAGAAAGUCAAAGAAAGCCUCUGUAAUGCAGUGAAAUGCUGCUGUCAGUUCCUCAGAGAUUAG